Messenger RNA from Spodoptera frugiperda (fall armyworm), 998 nucleotides. Its product is annotated as chymotrypsin-1-like. Gene Ontology annotation, biological process: proteolysis. The coding region runs from base 79 to 924 and encodes 281 amino acids. The transcript is spliced from 5 exons. Gene Ontology annotation, molecular function: serine-type endopeptidase activity. The record is from RefSeq and is a predicted model, not a curated record. NCBI's taxonomy places the organism in Eukaryota, Metazoa, Arthropoda, Insecta, Lepidoptera, Noctuidae.
CAUUAUCUCAGUAAUUAGUGUUAUAAAUAUCUGAAAUGUUCGGUCUACACACCACACUCACUUCGGGCGUUGUUAAACAUGGACUGCAAAGCGGGAUUUCUGGUGUUCAUCACCCUUCUGAUUGGAAGCCUUGCCCAUCCAAAACCUGAAGAUGACCUGUCCAUCUUCUUCGACCACACCGACGCUAGUGCCCGUAUCGUCGGUGGCAAUGAGGCAGCGAUCGGUAGCCACCCUCACAUGGUGGGACUGUCCUCUGGGGUACUUAUAAGGAGCAACUUCUGUGGAGGCUCUCUGAUCUCCCAGCGCACUAUCCUCACUGCGGCUCAUUGCAUCCGCCAUGUGUACAGCUUUGGAUCUCUGACUAGCUCUCUCCGCGCUACUGUUGGUACCAACCGCUGGAACAGUGGUGGUACCGCUUACACCAUAUCUCGCAACGUCACCCACCCCCACUACGUACAUCCCAUCAUCAAGAACGACAUCGGUGUCCUCAUCACCUCCUCCGACGUGGUCCUCAACAACCUGGUGCAGGUCGUGCCCAUCACCUACGACUUCAUUGGGGAGGGAGUGCAAGCCAGAGUUGCUGGAUGGGGUAACAUCAGGGCUGGGGGUCCUAGUUCCGCCGCUCUCCUGGAGCUGACUACCACCACCAUUGAUGGUAACGACUGCGUGGCUCGUGCGGCUCAAGCCCGCGUUGAGCUGAACAUGAUGCACGCUCCUCACGUUGAGCCCCAUAUCGAGGUCUGCACCUACCACUCUCCUGGACGCGGUACUUGCAAUGGUGACUCCGGCAGUGCUCUGCGUCGUGUUGACAACGGCCACCAGUUUGGUGUCGUGUCCUGGGGCUUCCCGUGCGCUCUUGGCGCUCCUGACAUGUUCGUCAGGCUCAGUGCUUACCAGUCCUGGCUGAGAUCCGUCAUCGUCUAGGAAAUAAACAUGGACUUUAAAUGAUCAAAAAUUUACGACUCACAGCAAAUAAAUGUGUCAUAAGAAUUGAUCUA